AUGGGGAAAAGGAAGGAACGCUCGCUGCUGUACGGCUGCUAUUUGCUGCAAUCGGCUCGCAACCAGCGGAGGACCUACAUUGGUUUCACCAUGGAUCCCAAAAGACGGCUCCGUCAGCACAAUGGUGAAAUCAAAGGUGGAGCGUGCAAGACGCAUAAGUGGAAACCAUGGAGGAUGGUUCUUUGCGUAUGGGGCUUCCCCGGCAAAGUCUUAGCCCUCCAGUUUGAGUACGCCUGGCAGCAUCCAUCGCUUUCUCGACACGUUAGAGGAAAGGUAGCUCACUUGGGGUUUUGCAAGCUUGCAGGGCAUGGAAAGCAGUGUCCUGUGCUAGGCGUUGACAAGAACGUCCGGGUGCUACUGGAGAUGUUGCAAGCACUUCCAUACUGUCGAAUGCCUUUGCGAGUACACUUUCUCGAUGAAGGCUCUUGGGCAGUUUCGCAGAAGAUGUUUGGCAGCAACCUGCCGAACCAUCUGACCUUGACCCAUGGCAGCUUCGACGAGCUACAGCAUCUGUGCAAGCAGAGGAUGACUCUGGUCAUGCCACCGAUGGAAUCGUCCGAGUGUGGAAGAUGCUCGGGACAGCUGAGACCAGGCGACAGGAUUGUGCAGUGCCCCCACUGCCAAGCUCUGCUGCACCUCCCUUGUGCUGCCAUCCUCUUCACCGGCACAUCGAGAAAGCUAAUGCCCGACGAGCCAGCCUUCUGUUUGCGGUGCUCCACUAGUAUGGACUGGUUAGUGCUGCUUCGCAACCAGCGACUGGUGCGCUCUCCCGCAGAAGAGGAUGAGUGCAAAGUGCAGGGUGAAGCUGAGAACGCGGACUCACAUGAGGAACUGUCGGAGGCAUAUUUGCUUUCUCAAGGAGAUUCGGACUUACAACUCUCGCAGGAUAGCCUGAGUCAGGCUUGCAUUGCAAGUCAAGAUCUCUCCCUGCCAUCUCGCAGCCCUCUUCCUUCUCCGGGCUACCCCGACAGUGCGGAAGUGGCACCCGAGCUUGAGAACGAGAUUGCAGCGGCUGAAGAAGCUCCCAAAGUCUGCUUGCCAAAGAGUCGUAAGAAGCCUGGCAGCCUUGAGCGGUGUGCCAAGAGCUGCCACAAUGCAUGUCGAGUUCUUUCAAGGGUGCAAAGGAACGCAAAGGCCGCCAAGCCAUUGCCAGCAUUGCCACCGGACAAGGAGCAAAACACAGCAAGCACAGCCGCAAGCACAGCCGCAAGCACAGGCAGCCUCAGGGAGCGAUUGGCACAACGCACAGGGAGGUCCGCCUACUGCAUUUGA
This is a messenger RNA of Symbiodinium pilosum, 1272 nucleotides long. The record is from the annotation of a GenBank genome assembly. Lineage: Eukaryota; Dinophyceae; Suessiales; Symbiodiniaceae.